Cryphonectria parasitica EP155 is the source of this 1020-nucleotide messenger RNA. RefSeq lists its product as uncharacterized. The transcript has 2 exons. The record is from RefSeq and is a predicted model, not a curated record. Gene Ontology annotation, molecular function: transferase activity. NCBI's taxonomy places the organism in Eukaryota, Fungi, Ascomycota, Sordariomycetes, Diaporthales, Cryphonectriaceae. The coding region runs from base 1 to 1020 and encodes 339 amino acids.
AUGUGGCGCGGCCUCCAAGCGGAUGCUUGCCGAGAUCUGACGUUGCUCCACUCGGAAUGGACAGACGUUGGCCGUGACUGGGGCGCUGGAGCCGAGCAAGACGCCAUGUCGACAACAUCGGAACGAGCGCCGUUCAUUGAACCGCAGUUUCUGGAGGACCUGGACAAUGGAUCGGCAUCAGUGGAAGCCCCUUACUCGGAGGACAAGGUCAAGGAGAUCAUCGAUGCUUACGGCGAGUGCUUCCAUGAUUCGGCAGUGCAGAUACGGUGUGGGAACGUGCCAGGCGCUGCGCUUCUCUUCCGCGUCCUGUUUGCCAUUCCAACCGAUACGCUGGACAUCGCCUUGAAGCACGGCUGGGUCUUACCCAACGACCCGCUGGUGGAAAUGCACAAGAACCUGUCGCAGUCUUGCCCCCGUAUGAUUGACCAGCCCGAGUUCACCGUCGACAAGGGAUUCGACGGCACGUGGCAGUUUCUUGGCAAAAGCUACACCCUGGACGAGAUUCUGCAGAUACCAGCAAUGCCGGACGGAAUCAAGGCGAAUAAGCAGCAACUCCUGGACCUUGGCCUCACUGAGGUUCCCAUCACGCACCUCGACUACAAGGAGAAGACGAUGGGCUUUUAUUUUCUCGCGCAGGGGCCCCUGACCAAAGAGAAACUCACAAAGACCGUCGCCAUGGCCGGCGCACCGGAACCUUCGGAUGCCGUUUACGACGACAUCGUGGGCGUGCUACUGGAGGAGCCUUACUAUUGUACCGUUGUGAUGGACUACGCCACGGGAAAAGUCCUCAGGAUCGAGUAUCACCUGCUCUUCCCGGUCAAGCUUCCGGAUGACAUGAAAAUUCCGGAUGUGGGCGAGCGCCUGACGACAUUUUGGGACAUCCCAUCUUACGAAUAUGAAGACAUGGACAUCCUGUCAUUUUGCUUUGGCCAUUGUCCUAAUGGCGACCUCCUGGCACUCAGGAGCUACUGCGGUGGAUUGCGAAAUUUGAUGAAAGCAUGGGGUAUUGUUGGAGUGUAG